CUGCUCUGUAUAAACAUGGCCGUUAAAUCCUUUACAGCGUCAGGUACUGCGUUUGGCUGAAUUAGUUAGACUUUGAGGAAGUCGGUAAGGUUAACUAAAACUGUAACAGGUGUAAAGAAAAUGUAGACACGCAGCCAGUGCGUCUUAUCUUUUUUUUCCCCUUAGUUUUUUUUUCUGUGCAUGGGAGCGACAUUUAUAAACUUGAUAUAGUACUUUAAGCUAGCUAGCUAACACCGAGCUAACGCCGACGUCUCAGCGUCAACUUCUGUCAACUUUGUUCUGCCAGCCAGCCUCAUCUGCUACUUGACUACUUCACAAAAUGAAGGACUGCCGUCGUUUGCCCACAGUGUCUCAAUGAAUGUUUUACACACGGAUAUCUUGGAUUUGCUCAGCUAAGGGCUGACCUAGAAACUUUCUCCAAGAUUUUCCCUUGGAUAGUUUUUAUUAUAUUAUUUUUAAUAUUACUGGCAGCAGGAUAUCGUUUGCCAGGCGUCCGUUUGGGAACGUAAAUUACAUAAACAAUGUUUCCUGCCAAAGUCACGAAACCGACCUUCAAGUGUUAUCUUCCUCCUGCUCAGACUGAUGUGAAGAAUACAGUUGAAAAACCUCUUAAAAAGUUGGAGGCAAAGUUGCUUUCAGGUGAGAUAGUAGUUAAUGAGGUGAACUUUGUGAGGAAAUGUAUCAGCACUGAAAACAACCAAGAAGGCCUUUGGGGGAAGCUGAUAUGUACCAACUUUAAGGUGUCCUUCAUUCCUCAGGACACUUCACCAAAGCAGAAGUCCACGUUGUCCCACCUGCUGCUCGGAGAGCAUGACAUCCCCCUGACCUGUCUGGAGCAAGUAGUAACAGUGAAUGAUACAAAGGGGAAGAAGAAAGUAUUGGGCUCCAACCAGAAGCUGAAGUUCAACCCCACUGAGCUCAUACUGUACUGCAAAGACUUGCGCGUGAUACGGUUCUGUUUUGAAGAAGCUGGACCUGAAAGUGCCAGAAAGGUUUGCCUGGCUAUUGCCCACUACUCUCAUCCAGCUGAUCUUCAACUGCUGUUUGGCUUUGAGUAUCAAGGACGGCGAUACCAUGAAUCUAAAGAGGAACGAGUCAAUGGUUCCACCCCGAGAGGAUUACAGACCCCCAUUUUUGACCGUUCCUCUGAUUGGGAUCGGGAAAUCAAGAGAACGAAUGCUUCAGAGUGGAGAGUGUGCUCCAUCAACCAGAGUUAUGCCGUCUCAUCAAGUCUUCCAGAGCACAUUGUAGUCCCGUCAUCUCUGACAGAUCAGGAUCUGAUGCAGUAUGCAUCAUCAUUCACUGAUCAUCGCAUCCCUAUGUGGUGCUGGAGUCACUCCAAUGGGAGUGCUCUUGUCCGGAUGGCCAGCUUAACUGAUCCAUUACAGCAAAAGAAGACUGAGCAGAAAAUCUUUGCCGCUAUCACAAAAAGCCACCCACAGCGCAAUGAACCGUUUAGAUCGGAUCUGGACAAGAGUCUGCCUUCUAUCCUGGACAUCCAGAGCGCAUUUGUUAAACUGAGGCAGAUAUGUAUCCUAGAUCCGUUUGAAGAGUCUGAGGAGAGGUGGCUUUCAACCAUUGAAAACUCUCGAUGGCUUGAAUAUGUCAGGGCCUUUUUAAAACACUCUGCUGAGAUGGUCUAUCACUUAGAGGGAGGGAAUUCCUCUGUCAUUCUUCAAGAAGAGGAAGACCGAGACCUAAACUGUGUAGUAUCCGCAUUGAUGCAGCUCAUGUUGGACCCUCGCUAUCGCAGCCUCAUUGGCUUUCAGAGUUUGGUGCAGAAGGAGUGGGUGAUGGCUGGCCAUCGCUUCUUGGACAGAUGCAACCACUUGAAGAAAAAUGACAAAGAGGAGUCCCCACUGUUCCUGUUGUUCCUGGACUGCGUGUGGCAGAUUAUGAACCAGUACCCAGCAGCAUUUGAGUUCACAGAGACCUAUCUGACAGUACUGAGUGACAGCAUGUGGAUCCCACUGUUCAGUACUUUCCUGUUCAGUUCAUCCAAGCAGCGUGCCCAGCACUUGAUGGACUUUGCCAAGCACAAAGCCAUCCCUCAAGGAGAAGACCAGGUUGUAUAUUUCCCUCCAGUUUGGGAGUGGUCACAGCAGUUCUCAACUAAAGAUCAAACCCUCUUUAACAACCCCAUGUAUGUAGGCAAAGGAGCUGCCUGUGUUCAGAACGGUGAAGUGAAAACCUUCAAACGCAAGCAGAAAGCCUACAGUUCCACAUUACGAGGGACGCCCACAAAUCUGCGUAAUGGGGUAAAGGGUGGGGAGGAGUCCCUGACCCGACGAAGCUCUCUAGCUAACGAGUUGAAGUCUGAGCUGACACCAGUGAAAGACUUAAGUCCAUCUGAGCGCUUCUUCAAGGACUGGUUCUCUCGACCCGCUGACCUGCAGGGCCUGCUGAUUCCCUUGCUCAUGCCCUCUCAUAUGGCUUUUUGGAAGCUCUUCUUUCUCCGUUGGGUUCCUGAAGCCUGCAUCUCCAAAGGAGGCCCAGUCACCACCUACCACAAGCUCUCCCAGCUGGUUGAUGAAAUUGAGAUACUGCAGAGCCAACUCAGGCAAUAUAAGGGAACCAGUCCAGGCAACACACCACUCACCAGCUCAGGUGGAAACCCUACAGACCAACGGAGGAUGUAUUUUCAAGCCAGUUCUCCUGAUGACCCCUCUACACCUCCAGAAUGCCUUACAUCUUCCUUUCCUUUCACCCCAACGGGCAACCUUUCCCGCCGCACUGUCCAAGGGACUCCCAUUAGCAAAUUUCUGAAUGGUGCAAGGAUCUGGCUCUCAACAGAGACUCUUGCUAAUGACACCGUCUGAGGACGUAGGACUCACUUUUUUGAGCCUAGUACAGGUUUUUCUAACAACUCAUCAUCUUAUUUUCUCUUACCUCUUUCUUAAAUACCAAGAACUAAACUUAGAAUUAGAAAUAUAUGCCAUUUUGGACUUAUACUGAAUUAUUUAUAAGCUAGAACUUGCGCCAUUGAUGCUGCAUCCAAAUCUGAGGUAAUUUCUAGAGUAAUGUCUGUAGCACUGAAAAAUACAUUUUGAGGAAUUCAGUCUUUUAAGCACAUCAUUAUUGGCCUUACCAUGAGCUCUUGUAUGACUGUGAAAGAUCAUAACUUUUAAGAUGGAUGUAUUUUUAUUUUUUGUCAUCCAUCUACUUAAAGAGUGCUUUUUAAUACACCUUUUCUGACAUUUACCUCUGAUUUACUGUAUGUUUUAAAGCAAUAAUGGAAUGAGGUAUAUUUGUGAUAGUGCUAUGAGUUAAAUUGUUAUUUCUUUGGAUUCUUAUUGGUCAAUAAGACGUCUCACUGAAAUGGAGUAAUGUUAUAUGAACUUUAAAGAAAAAUUGCCCAUUUUGUGUUGCAGCAGCAAUGAUGCUUUUCACUGAACACUGACUUCCAAGUAGUCAAGUUGCUUGUGCCUUCAUGGAGAUUUAAUUGAAGAUUAUUUUUUUUAAUUUAUAUUUCAGAAAGAGGAACAGAAAAUAAUACUGCUAACAUGUAUUAUGCGUCAAAAAAAAGAUCUGCCUUGGUUGAAUGUAAUGUUUUUUUUGUUUUGUUUUUCCUCUUGCACAAACUUACUGCUGUUUGCUACAAGUGCCCAUAUUUUAAGGGUUGUUUUUGUUUUCGGGUUUUUGCGAUUGGUAGCAAAUGGUGUGAUUUCAGGGUCUAACUGUAGAUUAACUCUAUUUUUUUUGAAGCAGCAAUAAGGACCUGUAUUUUUAGUCUGUGGGGAAAUGGAGCUGUGAGGACUUCAAUCUGUGGUAGAUAUUUCCUCUUUUCUUACGAAGCAGUUUUAUUAAACUUAGAGGCCUUCUGGUAAGGCACCAAGGAGAAAUUCUUCAGAAUAAUAGUAGCUGAAUGGUAAUUUUUUUUUUUCUUUCUUCAAAGUAAAGGGAUGGACAGAUGCUAUGACUCAAUCCAGUCCCUAGUUUGGUAAAUGAUGAAUCAGAUAUCAGGCACUGAGUCCAAGCAUUCAGAGAGCAUGACACAGUUUCAGGGCAGCACAUUAGCAAGAAGUCAUCUGGAUACUGCAAAGCCUCAUAAAUGCAUGUGCCUGUAAUUUUGACUUUGCAGGGUUCAGUUGUAGAGAAUGAAAAGUUUAAAAGCAUGAACUGCACACACUGUUCAGCAUACUGUAUCCUUCCUCAUUUCUCUUGAUACAUUUACUCUGCAGAGACUAAUGGCAGCAUUCGAAAACAAGAACUGAAGAUGUAGUGCUAAACAUGCCCCGCUGUUCUUUGUGCAACUGUGUGCUGUCUUGGCAAGUUUGGGGAAAAUGUCAUCAUCAAUGGCAUCAGUAAAAGAUCACUGUGUAAUUCCUCUUUAAAAUGUUAAAAUGCCGUUUAUUGUCAAACCCUUUGUCAUUCGCAGUGGUCCUGCGAUGCUGGAUUGAUCAGUUUCCAGUGAUAUGAGGGUUUUAUUCUGCAAUAACUAGUUCAGGUGUUUCUGUAGUGUAUAAUGUGAGUGCAAAACUGCUCUCCCAACUGCUAUUAAUUGCACAGUUUACUCAGUAUAUAGGAUAGAUUUGUUAAAUAUAAUUUUUGGCAAAUAUUAUAAAUAUUGUAUAUGCUUGAAAAUUUCCAAUUAAUAUUUUUGAUUAAUGGUACUAAAUAACUUUUUUCCUUGAUUUAGUCUCUAUAUUUUAUGAAGAGAUAUUUAUAUGCUGUGUUAUUUUUCCACUAAUUCACAAUGUUGCACUCUGCUGUAGCUGUAUGAUGACCGUGCUUCUUCUGUGGCACCGUUUGAUAUCGAUUAACAGCAGAUGUAUUUAUUCAGAUAUGCAAAUGUUCUCUAAGAGGGAUGGAGCAGCUGCUGGACGUCCUCUGUGCCUUUUUGUUUGUUUGUUUGUUUGUUUGUUUGUUUGUUUGUUUUUUGGGAAGAUUGACCAUUUUUGUAACUUUGUUCUAAAUCUGUCGGCUUAUCUUAGUUUUCUAAAAACUGUUGAUUUGUACCAAUUGUGUAAAUUUAGUUAAAUUUGGAGGUACUGCACUGAAGCUUUUUUUUUUUCUUCUUCAUAACAGAAAAUACAGCUCAAAUAUGUACUAGUAACCAAUCAUUACAUUAGUUUGCAAAUGAAA
Haplochromis burtoni (Burton's mouthbrooder) is the source of this 5085-nucleotide messenger RNA. RefSeq names its product myotubularin related protein 10 (gene mtmr10). The transcript has 16 exons. The coding region runs from base 522 to 2819 and encodes 765 amino acids. Lineage: Eukaryota; Metazoa; Chordata; Actinopteri; Cichliformes; Cichlidae. The record is from RefSeq and is a predicted model, not a curated record.